GUUCGUGUAGGCUUGCUAGAUUUUGAAUCAGGAAUUUUGGAGCUUCGUUCUUGGGCCUGUCGGAACGUUGAAUCAAUUUUGGUGCUUUGUUUUUGGGUUCGUGUAGUGCUUGCCAAAAUGUUGAAUAAGAAUUUUAGUGCUUCGUUCUCAGAUUUAUGUAGGCUUGCUAGAAUAUUAAAUUGGGGACUUAAGAAUUUCGUUCUCUG
Molecule: messenger RNA, 206 nt
Organism: Racocetra persica
Lineage: Eukaryota; Fungi; Glomeromycota; Glomeromycetes; Diversisporales; Gigasporaceae
Source: the annotation of a GenBank genome assembly